AUGGUCGGUCCAUGGCACCGGAGGAAAGCGUGCCAUGUGAGGAUUUCACCACAUGCGGGGCUGCCCAGUUCCAAAACAAGAGCUUCCCGAAGAAUGUCAAGCAACAGGACUCGUACUUCAUCGUGGAGGACAUGGUCAACACCUUCGGUGUGCGCUUGGGAGGCCAGGACCGGGUGGCACUCUACGGUGUGGCGGAUGGGCACGGCGAGUGCGGGGAGAUUUGCGCAGCUUUCGUGCGCCGGCACCUGCCAACUCAGCUUGCGAGGUCUCACCACUUUGCAGAAGGCCAGCUGGAAUCAGCGCUGGUGGAAGCUUUCGUCCAGACCGACCUGCUGCAAAAGUCUGCAGGCCUUCCUCUCUGGGCCUCUGGUGCCUGUGUCAUCGCGGCCGCGGUGUCACCAACCAGCAUCGUGGUGGCAAACUGUGGUGACUGCAGAUGUGUGCUGGCGGAACAGGGAACCGCUCGUGAUCUCUCCUCCGACCACAACGUCCAAAGUGCGACGCAGGAGGAGCUCCGGAGGGUGCUUGCGGCAGGUG
Symbiodinium necroappetens is the source of this 537-nucleotide messenger RNA. NCBI's taxonomy places the organism in Eukaryota, Dinophyceae, Suessiales, Symbiodiniaceae. The record is from the annotation of a GenBank genome assembly.